UCACAUUUCAAACAAGUUCUGGGAAAAAAAAUUAAAGGAAAAUUGAAAAAAUUGUACAAAAUUUUUCAAAAAUAAAUAAAAGGAAAUCAGCACAAAAUGUCUGAGUACGAGGAAGCGGAGCGCAAAGACAAACUCGAGAGCGUUGCCAGAUUUAAUAAGAAUCUGCAGAGUAACGAGGUGUUAACGCUGCACUACCUGGGACUGCCAUAUUUGGUGCUGUGCCGCAGCCCGCAGCUGCGCCUCAAGGUGCCGCUGAGCACCUGCAACUACCAGGAUGGCGAAACUGAGGGCAUUGCGCUGCAGCUGAUCUUCACCUGUCCGGUCAACUAUCCGCUCCAGCUGCCAACCGUUGAGCUGGUCGAGAAGCGUAAUGUUAGCCGGGAGCUGGAUAAAAAACUGCGCGAGGAGAUCGCUGUGGCGCUGGAGCAGCACCUGGGUCUGUACAUGAUUGUGCCGGUGGUGACGCGGGUGCAGAUGCUGCUGAACAACGAAUUGAGGCACCAUUAAAGAAUCGCUCGGA
Molecule: messenger RNA, 520 nt
Organism: Drosophila montana
Lineage: Eukaryota; Metazoa; Arthropoda; Insecta; Diptera; Drosophilidae
Exons: 1
Coding region: 97-507 (136 amino acids)
Biological process (GO): cytoplasmic translation
Molecular function (GO): protein binding
Source: RefSeq, a predicted model, not a curated record